CUUGUUUUCCAUUAAGUUCGUUUGUGUAUCAGCAGCAGCAUGACCUUGAUGAUUCUUCGCUGGUAAUGAACCUGCUCGAUCCUUUGUGUUCCCUUGGCUUGUCACUGCUCCCCAAACACCUACUUGCUCCGUAUGUGGUGUCCGGGAUUCCGAGGAUUGGCACGCGGUACUAAUGACCUACGGACAUGCCCUGUGUAUAGAGAUUUCAGCUCCAAUCAUCCCAGUGACAAGGAGAGUAUCGUACAGCGUUUGUCAGUGGUGACCCUUCCAUGCCCCUCACUUAUCCCCUUGACGCGCACCACCCUGCCGGACGCACAACCUUCAGUUCACAUGCACCAGACGUCCAUCGCGGGUGCACAGCAACACGCUCUAGUGAACAGUCUUUCCACAGUGUUUGGACUCUGCUAAGGAGUUGUGUGAAACGCCACUGUGACAGGUGGAGGGACAACAGGAUGUCAGGGGCGUUGCGAUGGAGCUCCGUGGUAGUGGUGGUGGCGGCGGCGGCCCUGUGUGGAGCAACUGGUCAGGAGAUGCAGCCGCGACGGCAUAUAGGACAGAACAUGGAUGUGGCGGCGCAGGGAGCGGGCGUACGGUCUGGGAUGCGCGUGUAUCGGGGCCCACAGGUGCUUGGGGAAGGUGGCCGUCUGAUGACCCGUGAGGAACGGCGGCGCCUGAGAGUGGAAAGGCGGCAGGCGAGGAAGGAGAGGCGGCGCCAGAAGCAUGACGGUAGGAGAGAGGAGGCUGAGGCUGUGGUCGAGGAACCAGAAGAGGAGGUGGACUUGGUGUGGCUACGUGCUAACUUGUCCUCGCUGUGGGAAGAGUUCCGGGCCUUCACACGCCUGCAGGAAGGCCGAGGCAGCGGCCAGCGGGGCUAUACCAGUCCCCCGGAAGAGGAGCAAGUCCCGCUCUGCACACCAGAAGUGGAUGGCUGCCGGGAUUCUGAGGACGGGGAGAUAUGCAGCAACCAUGGCACGUGUCACUGCGGUCACUGCCAGUGUCAACCCGAGUAUUACGGCAGGACGUGUCAAUGCAGUGACCACACCUGUCAGCUGUAUGAUGGCAUGCCCUGUGGUGGGCCGAGCCGUGGCCAGUGUCGGUGCGGGAAAUGCAUGUGCCGCCCUGACCACGGGGGUGAGGACUGCAGCUGCCCGACCCACACCCACGCCUGCAUCAGCCAGGGCGACAACACGGUGUGCUCCAACAAGGGAGUGUGCGAGUGUGGCAGAUGUCGCUGCGGGGACGGGUACAAGGGAAUGUACUGUGAGGACUCGGUGUAUGCAGCGCGUGUGUGUGAGACUCUGAAGGCGUGUGUGCUGUGCAAGGCGUGGGGGCGUGAGCUGGCCAAAUGUGAACAGUGCCAAAUUACCAUCAGCAUCGUCGACAUGCUAGAACCCUCGAUGACCACCUGCGUGAUGGUCAACUCUGGCUGCAUCCUCAAGUACUCUUAUGUGCCUCAGGCCGCCAAUGUGUACUCCGUGUUGCUGGAGAGGAACAACGAGUGUCCUCCCCUCAUUGAGUGAGAAGAGAGUGCAGUGGCCAUGCGUUGAGAUUACAUGAAGAGCUUGAUGGAGGACAGCAAAAGUGGUGCCAUCUAGACAGACAUCCAGACCGAGAGAGAGAGAGAGAGAGAGAGAGAGAGAGAGAGAGAGAGAGAGAGAGAGAGAGAGAGAGAGUGUGUGUUAUCUUUUCUGAACAGUGCAUCCGGUAUGUAUCACACACGCACUUGGACUUUGAAUGUAUUUUUGGUGAAAAAGAAAUAUACAUGAAUGAAUGUUGUACAGGACUUUUAGUAACUAUUGGUAUUACCUGUGUUGUCAAUAAUAAUAAUAACAAUAAUAAUAAUGAUAAUAUAAUAAUAAUAAUAAUAAUAAUAAUAAUAAUAAUAAUAAUAAUAAUAAUAAUAAUGUGAUUACAAUAUAAUGACGUGAUAUUAUUAUAAUGUUUCGUGAGGAUGGCAGUCCGGAUGUCCGGUUCAAGUUUUACUAUUAUUAAUAUUACUUCGAAAAAUCCACAUCGGAAAGAAAUGGGUUUAAUUGUGUUGUUUCUAUACCCCCACCAAUCAACUCAUGACUUCGAAGAAUUGGGCCACGGGUGCCUUGAACAUAAGAACAUAAGAGAAGCCGCAAGAAGCCAUCAGACCAACACGUGGCAGUCUCUGCUGAAGAGACAAUCAAUAGGACACUCGAGACUGUCACUGUAUUCUCAAGCCUUUCAGUGUCUUAUGUCGACUACUCUAAACAGGCAAUGUUAUAUCCCUUGCUAUCGUUCUACUGUUAUUAUUUUGUUCACUGCUCUGAUCUUGGCAACUGCAUCACCCUAUCGACCCUUCCGAGGCAAAACUUUCUACUUAUCCUCACCCUCCUUACCAGUGCAAGAAUUAACUAGUACUAUCACUUUUCGAUCUUUUUCACUAAUAAAUCCUAGAGCUCUCUGCC
Messenger RNA from Scylla paramamosain (green mud crab), 2435 nucleotides. RefSeq names its product integrin beta-4-like. Bases 270 to 1520 code for a protein of 416 amino acids. Gene Ontology annotation, molecular function: integrin binding. The transcript is spliced from 9 exons. Lineage: Eukaryota; Metazoa; Arthropoda; Malacostraca; Decapoda; Portunidae. Gene Ontology annotation, cellular component: integrin complex; focal adhesion; cell surface. The record is from RefSeq and is a predicted model, not a curated record. Gene Ontology annotation, biological process: cell-matrix adhesion; cell migration; cell adhesion mediated by integrin.